AUGGGCUAUCCCGGGAAAGAACGGCAGCAGCAGCUUCGCGCUGCGAAAGGCGCAAAGGGAAAUAAUGUUAUCAGAGAAGAGAGACGUGCGGCUCGAGCUGGUAUUUGUGAGCCCAAUACCAUUUCAAAGCUUCAGACUCUAGCUCAAGACUCUUCUUCUUCUGCAGCGGGUUCGUCUUUCGGUGUUACCACUGCCGACUUAUCGGCUCAGCAACAACUGGUCUUUCUUACCGCCCCCAAUGCUUCCCCAUCAACUCUCGACGCUAGUGUUGCUGUUGUUAGCUUUGCCACUCCCUCAACCAAUCAAGCUCCACCAGCCGAUAAUGCCUCUCGAUCGCAUGCUACAUCUCAACAACCCUUCGCUGCUAGAAUCGCUGCCGUCGCAGCAAGACGUACCGGUGGUCGUCAUCACAGAAGAAGUCGAGUUCCGAGCCAGAAGGAACGCUUGUCUCGCCGUAUUGUAUUUCGAGAUCUUACUGGCGUUCCUUUGGCUGCACUUGGCCUUAGUCACAAUCUUGGUGGUUCUGUAGCUGCUGAUAUAGUCGGAAAUUGGCCUUCAGAGGUUCUUGGAGAGGAGCUUCUUGGUAGUGAUGAUGAAGAGGAAGAGGAUAUGAAAGACGAUGAUGAAGGAAUAGAAGAUAUGGAGGAUGAUGAUGACGAGGAGAUGCCAGACGUAAGAUAUGACUCGGAUAUUUAUGACAGUGAUGGAAACGAGUGGGCUGCUUUGGGGGUAAAUAUGAAGGAAGGACGACCAUGA
Botrytis fragariae is the source of this 756-nucleotide messenger RNA. RefSeq lists its product as uncharacterized. The record is from RefSeq and is a predicted model, not a curated record. NCBI's taxonomy places the organism in Eukaryota, Fungi, Ascomycota, Leotiomycetes, Helotiales, Sclerotiniaceae. The transcript is spliced from 3 exons. Bases 1 to 756 code for a protein of 251 amino acids.